AUGGAGAAGUUGACUGAUGAAUUGGCCAGUUCUUUGAUAGAUGACUUGAGACUUGAUGGAGAUUUGAACUGUAUGCUGUCAGAUUUUCCUUCUCGUGGCGUUAAUCCUGAAUUCGUGUUAAUGAUUGACAAGAAGUUAAUGCCUGAGUGUGAUACAGGUGAUCCGAAUCAUGCUAUGAAAUCAUGGAUAAGAUGUGCUGCGACAGCGGGUGCUUAUGUGUACAAGUCUGUUGGUGAGAGUGUAUCCCAGCCAUUACGCGUAUGGUUAAGCAAUGCAGCGAGCGCAGUGAUUCUCCACGGACUUCUUGGAGAGUUGACUGUUUCAACACAAGAAGAUAGAGAAGGGAAUGCAACAAAUGAGAAUAUAUCACUACCCGAUACGGUUGUAGAUGAUCGUUUGGAUGGUUAUUGGUAUUAUGGUAGUUGGACAGUGGAGAAUGUGGCGAGUAGCUCCGAGAUGAGAGGUGUGUUGAAAGCUGAGAUGGCGAAUGCAUGUGUCUCGGUGAUGAUAGCCUCUGUGGUGAAUUACUUUGAGGAGAAUCGGUACACACCGAGCGGGUUCAGGAAGGACAGUUAUGCGUGUAGGAUACUUGGAAGUGGUGUAAUGGAGAAAUAUGGUCUGACAGAUGAGUCGGAUAAGACGAAGGCAAUGCUGAUCACUGGUCAUUGGGUAUCAAAAUUGGUGGUUUUCAGUAUGGCUACGGAAGGGCGAGAACUGGAGCACCCAAUUAGACCUGUGAAGAGGAUCGGUUACAAGCAGUCUCUUGAUAAAAUGGAUAUCAAUGGUGAGUAUUUGACUGGUUCACCGAGGACAACAAUCAGUGACACAGGGAACAAGCUGUUUGGUCGACUCAUCACUUAUCUUAAGAUCUUUGAACCGAGAAGCGAACUACUGCUUUAUCCUCAAUUGCGUAUGAAUGGAGAAACACGUGAGAAGCACUACUUUGAUUACAGUCGUCGUUGGGAAGAUAUUUUGAAGCUGAUUUUUGAUGAGAUAUAUGUGCCAAGCGGACGUUAUUUACCAAAUGCGCUGAAAAGAGAUUUAAACAUUUUUGACGAAUUUCCACCUAAUGAUGAGGAGCUGGAAUCAUGUUGGUCGGAAUAUGACGUUGAUGAUGUUAAUCGCCAGUGGAUUCGUUUUUAUUUUAGGACUGCAUAA
Molecule: messenger RNA, 1158 nt
Organism: Trichobilharzia regenti
Lineage: Eukaryota; Metazoa; Platyhelminthes; Trematoda; Strigeidida; Schistosomatidae
Source: the annotation of a GenBank genome assembly